Messenger RNA from Trematomus bernacchii (emerald rockcod), 936 nucleotides. RefSeq lists its product as uncharacterized. The record is from RefSeq and is a predicted model, not a curated record. Bases 12 to 614 code for a protein of 200 amino acids. The transcript is spliced from 5 exons. Lineage: Eukaryota; Metazoa; Chordata; Actinopteri; Perciformes; Nototheniidae.
UUGAAGGGGAAAUGGAACAUCGGGUUCCCUCCGCAGCUGCUGUGCUUCGGGAAAGCAACCUGUUUGAGAUGGCAGGUCGGAUGAUAGGCCUUUCCUUCCUGCAUGGUGGUUUUGGUUUCUCAGGACUAAGUGUGCCUGUAGUGACUCUGUUGACUGGUGGGAGCACGGAUACUGCAGCAUCAGCGCUUACCCUGCUGGACUGUCCUGAUCUUGACCACCGUGAAACAAUUGGUUUUCUCAAGAAUACACAACUUACUGCUCAAGAAACCACCAGUGUGACUGAUCUUUGCCUGUCCUGGGACCUCCCUGUUCCAACCUCCACCAAUCAUGACUGGCUGUUCCAGGAACUUCUUUCCCAUGCAGUACUUCACCGUGUUAGGCAGCCUAUCAAACAGAUUCGCAAAGGCCUUAAAGAAACGGGAAUCUGGCCGCUUGUUUCAAAUAGGCCAGAUGUCCACCCCAUAUUAUUUCCAAGAGAGAAAAAUGAUGAGCUGAACUCACAGACUGUGAUCCAGAACAUCCACUGGCCACAGCCCAAAAGUGACAGCGAUGAGGACGAGGACGACGCCGUUCCAUUGGAGAAACAUCUCCGAAGGUGCUGCGUGACCUCUUGAAGUUCUGGGUCGGGUGGGAGCUGCUCACAACAAACCUUGAAGUUGAGGUUGUUACUUCAAAAUACCCAGUGGCUCUCACCUGCUUCCUAAAAUUGAAGCUCCCAAGCCACUACCAAACCUAUGAAAAGUUCCACCAGGACUUGAUGAUGGCCCUCAGUUCCAUCAGUUCAGGCUUUGGGCUUGUGUAGCUACACACUGACUCAGUUUGUUUUGUAUUUUUCUGGAGAAGGGUUUGCCUCUCUAUUCAAUACACUGUGUGAGAUACAGGGUUACAGUUGGUACACCUACCGUCUUUUAUAAAUAAAGGACAUUUGGAAAAAGA